Molecule: messenger RNA, 1594 nt
Organism: Syngnathus acus (greater pipefish)
Lineage: Eukaryota; Metazoa; Chordata; Actinopteri; Syngnathiformes; Syngnathidae
Product: dickkopf-related protein 2-like
Exons: 4
Coding region: 431-1234 (267 amino acids)
Biological process (GO): multicellular organism development; negative regulation of canonical Wnt signaling pathway
Cellular component (GO): extracellular region
Molecular function (GO): receptor antagonist activity; co-receptor binding
Source: RefSeq, a predicted model, not a curated record
ACAAAUUGAGUAUAAUCAUAGUUUGGUUUGAUAAAUAUAAAAUGUCAUUGCAGUUGGUUUUUGUUUAUUUCUUUAUUUUAAGCUCUCUUGUUUAUAUUCAAUUUCAUUGAUGAAAAUGUUUAUUUUGGGUUUAGGUUAUUCAUUCGUUUUUGUGAAUGUUUGGUGGUCCCCCCCAAAUUGUGUCAUGUGACUCUAUUUACACUUUUAUUUUGAAAGGAUCAAGCCCGCCUGGGACUCCUUUUAUUUUGAAACCGCUCCUCAAAGUGGUAAAUCUGGCCAAAAAACGACGAGUUUCAAGAACCCAAUUUCCCCUGCCCCCCCCUUGGGUCCGUAUCGGUGGGGUGGGGGUUGAGGGGGUAUCACUAUACGUCAAAGGUCGGGGGGCGGGUCGCCUAUAAAGUGCACUCGCGCACGUGAGCCAGCCAGGCAGAUGACGAAAAGACGCUUUCGAGGUCUAGUUUUGCGGGGGGUCAUGACUCGCGACGUGGACGCGCUGCUGUGCGCGUUCAUUCUGACGAUGCUGGCGUGCGCGUGCGGCGGCGGGGAGGCGCGUGUCCGACUCAACUCUAUCCGGACAGUGGUUGUGCACAAGGGGCCCGAGGCCUCGUUCAACCGGAGCGCGUGGGAGCUGACGCUCCGCCAGUGCAUCAGUGACCUGGAGUGCAACGAGGGGAGCUACUGCCACGCCCCCUACCGAAGCUCCGCCCACUCGCGCUGCCGCACCUGCAGGAGGAGGAAGAAGCGUUGCCAUAGAGAUGGCAUGUGUUGCCCCGGCAACUUCUGCAGCAACAGUGUGUGUGUUCGCGAAGCGACGGCGUCCCAGCAGAUCGCCCUGCAGCACGUCGCGCCCUCCCCCAAGGCAAGAUGGCGCAAGCGGGACAAGAUGGAGCUCAGAGGUGCGUCCGGUCAAGGCCAAGUGGGCGACCCUUGUCUCACCUCCGCCGACUGUUGGGACGAGCUGUGCUGCGCUCGCCACUUGUGGACACGCAUCUGCAAGCCCGUCUUACAGGAGGGGCAAGUUUGCUCGGCCCGGCGCAGGAAGCGGCGGCAGGGAGGCCUGGAGCUUUUCCAGCGUUGUCCCUGCGUCCAAGGGCUCGCCUGCCGCGCGCCGCCGGCCGCCGGCCCGCCCUCGUCGCCCCUCAUGGCCGCGGCUAAGUCCAAGUUGGCGGCCUACUCCCGCCGGCCUCGACCUCACGCGGUCAAGGCAAGACUGCACGAGUGUCGGAGGAAGUGAAGGUGGGCUGGGGGGGGCAGUAUUGCCAUGCUUUGCCAUUUGAAUGAAUAUUUUGCACAUGUAUGACCUCUCCGUUGUUUUUUUGGCUCACUUGGGAUGUAGUUGAUUUCGUUUAGAAAAAAAAAAGUGCUUCAUUUCAAAUCGACACUUUACAGAUGUGGCACAGAGCAAACUGCAGGAGUUUCAGAAGGAGCGUUGCUACACUCACACAGGUGGAGUUGGGUGGGGGGGUGGCCACUUUUGCAAUGCUAAUGAACUUUCUGUCAAGCCGCAUUCUCACGCAGCCGGUUUCCUCAGGUCUGUGCCUGAUACACUAGUGUUCAAAAAGUCAUUUAAAAAAAAAAAUCACUCACAAUUGAC